Helianthus annuus (common sunflower) is the source of this 1175-nucleotide messenger RNA. RefSeq lists its product as uncharacterized. Bases 122 to 934 code for a protein of 270 amino acids. The record is from RefSeq and is a predicted model, not a curated record. NCBI's taxonomy places the organism in Eukaryota, Viridiplantae, Streptophyta, Magnoliopsida, Asterales, Asteraceae. The transcript is spliced from 3 exons.
ACUUUCUCUCUCUAGACUCGUCAUAUAUAAUUUCGCGGCGAUUUCACAUCAAACACAAAACUACACGCAGAGGCUAACAACAAUAACCCCCCCGUCGGAAAACUUUUUGAAGGCGACAUCGAUGGUAUUUUCCGGUAAGAAAAGAGGCGGCGAAGAACGAGUCACAUCGGAGAACGAAGAUAUGGAGAGAUUAAAGCCAUUGCACAAUUUCGAUUUACCCUACUUAAAGUGGGGGAAUCAGAAGCAUCUACGCUGCAUGAAGAUAGAUUCACUCGUCGAUCGGAAUCAAUCACCGGAGCGCGGCGGCGGCGGUGGCGGUGGCGGUGACUUUGGCGGUGGCGCUGUGAUCGGAACUCGGCGGAGAGAUUCGGAGUUUGAAAAACGAAAGCGAUUCAGAUCGAGUGAUGAUAUUCAUAAGGUUUCUUCUUCGUCGGCGAGGAUAAACGUCGCCGGAGACGGUGAGAUAUCGGCGACUAGAGAGAAACUGAUGAUCGAUUUUCAUAAACAGGUUGGUGAGAUAAAGGACGCUAUUCUCCGAGACGGUCUGGUGGAUGCAACCGCAACGACGUCGUUCAAUUCUCCGGCAGAUCGGCCGUGGAAUUUGAGGACUAGAAGAGCUCCGACGAACGGCGUUAAUGGUAACGGUGAGGUUUUGAAACCUAAUUCUUCUCCGGUAACAAACGAAUACAAAUAUCUGUCUAAUAACGGUAACGGUGAGAAAAAAGAGAGAGCGAAGUUUUCGGUUUCACUUUCACGGCGUGAAUUGGAGGAAGAUUUUAUGGCGAUGGCUGGCCGGAGACUGCCACGUAAGCCGAAGAAACGACCGCGUAUUGUUCAAAAGCAAUUGGAUACUCUGUUUCCGGGAUUGUGGCUGUCGGAGAUAACCGCUGAUCUUUACAAAGUUCCCGAUGAGGCCGACACCGGAAAGGCAUAGUGCUCACAGGCUUCGACCCUAGGUGAGGGUUUUCCCCGGUUCGGAGGCAAGUGUACUCGAUAUGGUGAAUUUCGUCAGUAGCCAUUUGAAGGAUCCGUUAGCGGUAAAAAAAAAGAUAAAUCUUUCUUUUUUAGAGGUUGUGUGUAUUUGUUAUGUAUUGUGGAAUUGGUAUUGGGUAGUCUGUUCUGUUCUGCUUCAUACUUAAAUUGGAGGGAAACAUGCGCCUAUUGGAACUUGUCAA